Messenger RNA from Schistocerca americana (American grasshopper), 1897 nucleotides. RefSeq names its product acetylcholine receptor subunit alpha-like. Gene Ontology annotation, biological process: chemical synaptic transmission; monoatomic ion transmembrane transport; signal transduction. Gene Ontology annotation, cellular component: postsynaptic membrane; neuron projection; synapse. Gene Ontology annotation, molecular function: transmembrane signaling receptor activity; acetylcholine-gated monoatomic cation-selective channel activity. The coding region runs from base 1 to 1620 and encodes 539 amino acids. Lineage: Eukaryota; Metazoa; Arthropoda; Insecta; Orthoptera; Acrididae. The record is from RefSeq and is a predicted model, not a curated record. The transcript has 17 exons.
AUGACCUCUGUGUGCGCGGCCGGCAACCCCGACGCGAAGCGGCUGUACGACGACCUGCUGAGCAACUACAACAAGCUGGUGCGGCCCGUCGUCAACGUCAGCGACGCGCUCACCGUCAAGAUCAAGCUCAAGCUGUCCCAGCUCAUAGACGUGAAUCUGAAGAACCAGAUAAUGACGACGAACCUGUGGGUGGAGCAGUCCUGGUACGACUACAAGCUGCAGUGGGACCCGCGCGAGUACGGCGGCGUCGAGAUGUUGCACGUGCCUUCCGACCACAUCUGGCGGCCCGACAUCGUCCUCUACAACAACGCCGACGGCAACUUCGAGGUGACGCUGGCGACCAAGGCGACGCUGAACUACACGGGCCGCGUCGAGUGGAAGCCGCCCGCCAUCUACAAGUCGUCCUGCGAGAUCGACGUCGAGUACUUCCCGUUCGACGAGCAGACGUGCGUCAUGAAGUUCGGCUCCUGGACCUACGACGGCUUCCAGGUGGACCUGAGGCACAUCGACGAGGUGAAGGACUCGAAUGUGGUGGAGCUGGGAGUGGACCUGUCGGAGUUCUACACGUCCGUCGAGUGGGACAUCCUCGAGGUCCCAGCCGUCAGGAACGAGAAGUACUACACGUGCUGCGACGAGCCGUACCUGGACAUCACGUUCAACAUCACGAUGCGCCGCAAGACGCUGUUCUACACGGUCAACCUCAUCAUCCCGUGCAUGGGCAUCUCCUUCCUCACCGUGCUCGUCUUCUACCUGCCCUCCGACAGCGGGGAGAAGGUGUCGCUGUCCAUCUCGAUCCUGCUGUCGCUGACCGUCUUCUUCCUGCUGCUGGCCGAGAUCAUCCCGCCCACGUCGCUGGUGGUGCCGCUGCUGGGCAAGUUCGUGCUCUUCACCAUGAUCCUGGACACCUUCAGCAUCUGCGUCACGGUGGUGGUGCUGAACGUGCACUUCCGGUCGCCGCAGACGCACGUCAUGGCGCCGUGGGUGCGGCGCGUCUUCAUCCACAUCCUGCCGCGGCUGCUCGUCAUGCGCCGGCCGCAGUACCAGAUCGACAAGCGCAGCUUCGGGCUGGCGACGUCGGCGCACCGCGUCAUGGUGCGCACGUGCAACGGCCUGGAGCUGCGCGACUCUUCGCUGCUGUCGGCCGCCGCCGCCGCCGCCGCCGCCGACUCGUCGGCCUCAUUUCCAUCGAUGUCUUCUAGAUCCGUCUUGUCUCCCCGUCACCUACGCGCUGUCGACCUGGGGGGCUCGUGCCGGAUCCACGGGCCCGGGGGCGGAGUGCCGCCGCCGCCGCCGACCAACGGCUUCCCGGGGGCGGCGCGGCCCGCCUCCCUGCACUGGCACCGCUGCCCCGAGCUGCACAAGGCCAUCGACGGCGUGCGCUUCAUCGCCGACCACACCAAGCGCGAGGAGGACUCCACCAGGGUGAAGGAGGACUGGAAGUACGUGGCGAUGGUGCUGGACCGGCUGUUCCUGUGGAUCUUCACGCUGGCCGUGCUCGUGGGCACGGCUGGGAUCAUCCUGCAGGCGCCGACGCUCUACGACGACCGCGUCCCCAUCGACGUGCGCCUCUCCGAGAUCGCCACCACCACCGCCAAGCCGCACGUCGGCAGCGCCCUCUAGCCGGGACCGCUGGAGGAAACGUGGCAGCCAGAUCAGACAGUUCGGUGCCAGCAAGGCAGCGGGCACCGGCAGAGAGUGGGACACGCGGGGCGUGUUCUCCGGGAACCGAGCAGGCGGGCACGCGGUCGGGGUUGCAGACUUGUGACUUACCACCUGACCGAGCUCACAUGCAUAAUUAGUUGAUCCUGCACACAGAAUUUACCUAUACUAAGUACACCGUUAUCCUGCACCAAAAAAUUCUUCAUUAAAAAACAAUUCUGUAAACUCACUGUGCAUU